GUCUCAGUUCACUCAGAUCGCUUGGACAGUGCGGUUCGUUUUUGAUUUCGGCCUUAAGCGCGAGCUUUGGAAAAAGUAAAAAAUAUAUAUAAAAACGCCGGAACUGCUGCCUAAACCUGUUUUGGCCAAGUGAACACAACAACAAUAGCAGCGAAAACGCAUGCAAGUGACGAAACGACCUUAAGCAAAAGCAAGAAAAAUUAUAAAUAAUUUACUUGGCUAUCAAUUAAUAUUAAACAUACAUAUAUAUGUAUGUUUUUGAAAUCUGACCAUCUUCAGUGACGCAGCGAACCCGGGAAAAAACCCGAAAUGCAAAAUGCUGCAGCGUGAAUAAGCAUUCAAAGACAUAAAAUCGAUUCAAAAAUUUUAAAAAAUUAAAACGUGGCUUUGGAAGUGGGAGUGAAAUAAACCAGACCGGGAUAACAAAGGAAGGAAAUAAGAUGACAUUGAGCAGCAGAGUUCUUUGUCUGCGAUUGCAGCACCAUUUACUACUGGUUAUUUUAACGAUUUUCCUGCUAUGCCCCGCCGCAUUGGCUCAGAACGAAGAGGAGGAUGGUCCGUACCGGGGAAAAUAUCUGGGGAAACUGAACUCCUACCAUCAUCAAGUGUCCGGCGAUGUGUACGCCGUGAAUGAGUACACCUUUCUGAUUGUGGGCUUCAACUACGACGGCAACGGGGCGGAUACGUUCUUCUGGUCGGGCGCCAGUAAUCGGCCGGGACCGCAGGGGUUCAUUGUGCCCGAUGAGUAUGGCAAAACCAACAUCCUGGAUCGCUAUCACAACAAGGAUUUCACGCUGACACUGCCGGAUCGAAAGAAGAUAACUGAAAUCAAAUGGCUGGCGGUGUACGAUCUGAGCAGUCAAAACAACUUUGGCGACGUGUAUAUACCCGAGGAGUUUGAUCCACCGAUGAGCCAAUUGGGCGGAACCUUCUCCAAGCGCAGUCACAAUGUGAGCAGCAGCAGUGUUGAGAUCUUGGACUCAAAGACCAUUCGCAUCAAGGACUUUACCUACGAUGGGCGCGGCAAGAGGACAUUUUUCUGGACAGGAGUCGGGCCACAGCCGUCGAGUCGAGGAAGCAAGCUGCCAGAUGAGCGAGGAUACCUUGAUCCUAUAAGACAGUACAACAAGGAGACCAUAGAACUGGAACUGCCUGGCGAUAAGACUAUCUUUGACAUCGAUUGGAUCAGUGUCUACGAUGUGGCUGACAAUGAGAACUACGGUCAUGUCCUGUUCAACGAUAAACUGAAUGUUCCGCCAUCCCUGGUGAAAGUUACGCCAUUCGAAUUCUCGCUGCCCAAUUGCCGGCAGCUACACAAGGAUAUGCAGGUGUCCUGGGAGGUUUUCGGACCGCAGAUCACGUUUCAACUAUCCGGUCAGGUGGGCGCCAACGAUUAUAUGUCUUUCGGCAUAUCCGGAUCUGAUGUAUCCAGCCAGAUGAUUGGCUCUGAUGUCGUGGUGGCCUAUAUAGACGACAUCAGAGGCUACACCGUGGACUACAAUAUCACUUCGUUGGCGCCGUGCGUUCAGGUUUUGGGCCAAAACAAAGGAGUUUGCCGGGACGAUGUGGUUGGUGGAUUGGAUAGCUUCCAGUUGAAUACGUAUAGUCGCAAAGAUGGCAUUAAUACGAUCAGUUUUAGGCGGACCCUCAAGUCAUCCGAUGAUGGCGAUAAGGAGAUCUUCCUAGACCGCAGCAACUAUGUGAUCUGGGCCUUUGGCCCAUUGGACUCGAACAACGAGCCCGCCUUUCACACUUACUAUCCCAAGAGCGAUAUAGUGAUAGAUUUUAACACCACAGAACCGGUUAAUGAUUGCUUUGCGUUUACAAAACGAGCGGAGACGACUAAUCCUCCAGUGUGGGAGCGAACCAGGAUAACAGAUGCAACUGUACGCACCUUCAACGCUUACUUGGGACCCUCUGGAGGACUUCGUGGCUAUCAGGGAUUGACGAACCAUGUGUCCAGUGGCUUGGCCUGGUACAUCAACGGCUACAUGAUUCCAGAGCUUUACCUAAAGCGUGGUCUGACCUACACCUUUAAGGUCAGGGGUGGCAAUAAUCCUCACUCCCCGGAGCACUAUCAUCCGUUGGUUAUCACCGAUGAUCCCCAGGGUGGAUAUGAUCGGCUGUCUGAUGCGAAGCAGAGUGAGAUUCGUGUAUUGGCCGGUGUUGAGUUCACCAGGAGAGGCAGGCCCAAGCCCACGGCUGCUGGACCCCUGUGCCUGUCCAGAUAUCCUCAAAAUAGUGAUCGUCGGCUGGAUGAUAACUUCCCCACUUUCAAGAAGUUCAAUCGAUCGCUGAUCACCGAGUGUGUGGAAGGGGAACCGGCUCUGUUGGAAAUUACUCCAAAUAUCACGUGGCCGGAUACUGUGUACUACAACUCCUUUACCCAUGGCAAUAUGGGCUGGAAGAUUCACAUCGUGGACAGUUAUACCAACUUGAAGAGUGGAUCGGUGGGCUUAUCCUGGUCCUUGUGCAUCAUCCUGCUACCGUGGCUCGUGCUCCAGAACUGACUGUUUUCUCAUUCUUAGAUUCUCCUACUUAGUGUCUUAGUCUAAAUUAAGCAGUCACAAUCUAUGUAUUUGAUACGCGUGUGUAGAAUGUAUGCUAAAUGUUGUGUAUAUUAUUAUUUAUAUGAUAUUUAAAUACAGAACUGUGUUGUACUUUAGAAGAA
This is a messenger RNA of Drosophila mauritiana, 2671 nucleotides long. It is a transcript of the gene knk, whose product is annotated as protein Skeletor, isoforms B/C. The record is from RefSeq and is a predicted model, not a curated record. The coding region runs from base 441 to 2510 and encodes 689 amino acids. Lineage: Eukaryota; Metazoa; Arthropoda; Insecta; Diptera; Drosophilidae. The transcript has 6 exons.